Molecule: messenger RNA, 2121 nt
Organism: Mizuhopecten yessoensis (Yesso scallop)
Lineage: Eukaryota; Metazoa; Mollusca; Bivalvia; Pectinida; Pectinidae
Product: sodium-dependent glucose transporter 1-like
Exons: 4
Coding region: 80-1558 (492 amino acids)
Biological process (GO): transmembrane transport
Source: RefSeq, a predicted model, not a curated record
AUUUAAUCAAUGUUGAAUCACGUCUUCGUUUUACGCUGCAUGUGACUUCAUUUAGAUACCGAAACAAAGAGAAAUCGCCAUGGAAAAGGAAGAAAAAUAUGGAAUCCAAUCCUCCGAUCUCGACGCUGUUCCGAUGCAGGAAAUUAAUAUAGGAAAGGAUAAUUCCUACGAGCAGAAACCAAAGGAAAGCUUCUGCUCCGAAUUCCGGAAUAGCAAUGUCAUACAGUCGCAGAUUAAACGGAGUGUGUGUAAUUCCGGGGCCUAUAUGAUCAUGGGUUGGACAAAGGGCCAGAUUGGACCAUCAUUUCCUGAUAUUAUGAUUAUUUCUGGAGCCGACCUUGAAAAUGGAUCUGCAUUUAUGACGUCAUUCUACACAGGUCGAUUACUUGGCUCAGUUCUAGCUGGUGUGAUUUACUCAAAAAUAAACAAGCAUCUUUUGUUUGGAGCAUCACUAAUAUUAUACAGCCUAAUGGUAGCAGCCAUCCCUUGGUGUUAUCUCUACGAACUCAUGGUAGCUGCGCAUACAUUGUUUGGUGUUUGCGGAGGAAUUCUGUCGGUUGCAAUAGGUUGUGAAACUGUUGAUAUUUGGGGACCAACUCCAAGGGGCCAUUCAUACCUCAUGGGAAACAGCGCUAUGUACGCUAUCGCCAGUGUAUUAGCGCCUUUAGUGACGGCGCCAUUUUUACUUCAAAAGCCUCACUACAACAAGAACAACACUUCCUGGAAUUCCACUUCCUACUAUUCUCCUAUCUACACCUUACUAAACAGCACUAACCAAUCUGGUCUGCGUGGUAUGGAUUUGGACAAUGACAAAUCUGCAGCCAUAAACCGAAGCAUGUCAAAACUUUACGUAGCAUAUACAAUAUCAGCGGUAUUAAGCAUGUUGACAGCUAUGUUAUUCCUCAUCCUGUUUUGUCAGCUAGGACCAAGCGAGAAGGAGAGGUCGCAGAAAGGUGAAUCACACUUCAUUGGAGAACGUUCGCCAUUACUUAAGCGGUUACAAUUGUUUAACACCAGCGUUUUCAGUGUGUUGCAAAAUGCAAUUGAUUUUACGUUUAUUGGAUAUCUUCCAGUUUUUUGUAUCGAUUAUCUUGGUUGGACAAAUGCGUUCGGGGCUAUGGUGACCUCCGUUGCAUUUUUCAGUAGACUUCUAGGAACACUGAGCGGAAUAUUUCUUGUGAGAUAUGUUCAGCCUCACCAAAUUCUGCUCAUAUCAACAAUAGUUUCUACUGCAGGGUUCAUCGGGUUAACGAUAAGUGCACAUUUUUAUUUUGAUGCUGGUAUAUGGAUAAGUGUAUGUGUUAUCGGAAUUCCGUUCGGUCUGAUGUGGCCAAAUAUGCUAAGUUGGUUCAAUGAAAACCUCAUUCCGCUCCGUGGUGCAGUAUCAGGUUUUCUACAUUUUACUGUCUUUCUUGGUGCUUUAUUGGCUCCUCUGCUAUUUGGAUACAUGAUGAAAGAGAUAUCUCUCCUUUGGUUUUGUUACCUUUGUUGUAUUAAAUCGAUAGUAAUUGUUGUUAAUGCUAUCCUGAUGUUUAUAUACACAGACAACAAACGUUGAUAUUUCCAAUGCCGUUGUAAAGUCUCUAAAUAGACCUACCUAUCCGAGAUAAUUUUAUGACAGCACAACAGAACUGUAUCACACGACAAAGUGGUUUCGGCAAAUUCACGUUUCCCGUCAUACAGUAACUGGGAAACAGUUAUGCUUUCGCUUCAAAUACAAACUUUGACGGAAAUUCACGAAAGGCUUCCGAAUCACUCUUGUCAUCAGACGGAAAUUGUAACCAUAGAAACACUAUUUUGUUCCCGUAACUGGUCGUUACACCAUCUGGAAAAUAGUUUGUUUAUAAUGCACCAGAAGAAACUGCUCAUAUUUUUUUCUUACCUAAAUACUUAUAUUACAACACAUUUUAUGUUAAAAAUAGCACAAAAACUCAUAAGCUUACAAAUAGUUAUAUAUACAUCAUUAACUUGUCGUGUGAAAAAGUGAGAGAGAAAGAAAUGUGUGUUGAUUUGAGAAGAAAGAAAAUAGAGAGUGUUUCAUGCAAUGUGGGUUGUAGCUGGGGCAGCCCAUCCCCAGACAACCCACGAAUGAUGUACGCAUGCCUGGGUUAUUAAAUGUAU